Messenger RNA from Fundulus heteroclitus (mummichog), 5943 nucleotides. RefSeq names its product phosphatidylinositol transfer protein cytoplasmic 1. Gene Ontology annotation, cellular component: cytoplasm. The coding region runs from base 135 to 1295 and encodes 386 amino acids. The record is from RefSeq and is a predicted model, not a curated record. Gene Ontology annotation, biological process: phospholipid transport. Lineage: Eukaryota; Metazoa; Chordata; Actinopteri; Cyprinodontiformes; Fundulidae. Gene Ontology annotation, molecular function: phosphatidylinositol transfer activity; phosphatidylinositol binding. The transcript has 9 exons.
CUGCUCGGCGCGGUGGGAGGGGACAACCCAGAACCAACCGGACUCAUUUGUGCCGUCACACAAGGCAAUGCUGGAGGCAGACCGUCCGCUGGUUCCGAUGAAAGGAAGAAGUGGAGCGUAACUCGGGGCUGUCCAUGCUCUCACAUGCGCUCGCGCCAGACGUCCUCCAGAUAAACUCGGCGCUCACACUCAUCCUCCGCGGAGCUGCGUUGACACAUUGUGAAACACACAGCGGGGACGCGUAUAGAGGGAGAAAGAUGUUAAUGAAGGAGUACAGGAUAUGCAUGCCCCUCACUGUAGAGGAGUACCGGAUCGGACAGCUGUACAUGAUCAGUAAACACAGCCAUGAGCAGAGCGAUCGGGGAGAAGGGGUGGAGGUGGUUCAAAACGAACCCUUUGAAGACCCGGUUCACGGCCAAGGACAGUUCACAGAGAAACGAGUCUACCUCAACAGUAAAUUACCCAGCUGGGCUCGGGCAGUGGUUCCUAAAAUCUUCUAUGUCACAGAGAAGGCCUGGAACUACUACCCCUACACCAUAACGGAAUAUACUUGCUCAUUUCUGCCCAAGUUCUCCAUCCACAUAGAGACGAAAUAUGAGGACAACAAAGGCAGCAAUGACAAUAUCUUUGACACCGAGCUGAAGGACCAGGAGAGGGAGAUUUGCUUCGUCGACAUCGCCUACGACGAAAUCCCCGAUCGCUACUAUAAGGAGUCUGAGGACUUGCGAUAUUUCCAGUCAGAAAAGACAAAGCGGGGCAUACUGCAGGAAGGCUGGAGGGACACACAGGACCCCAUCAUGUGCUCCUACAAACUGGUCACAGUCAAGUUUGAAGUGUGGGGUCUGCAGACCCGAGUGGAGCAGUUCGUACACAAGGUGGUCAGAGAUGUGCUGCUGCUGGGACACAGGCAGGCGUUUGCUUGGGUUGACGAGUGGAUAGACAUGACAAUGGAUGAGGUGAGAGAGUUUGAGCGCUAUAUUCAGGAGGCCACCAACCAGAAGAUUGGGGUGUUUCCCCCAUCCAUCUCCAUAAGCGAGACUCCCCUGUCCUCCUGCGCCCUAACCGGCCCUGCCAGCGCCCCCACAACCCCAAUGUGCACGGAUGCACCCGAAUCCCUCUCUGUUCCCAAAGACCGGCCUCGUAAGAAGUCUGCCCCCGAAACGCUGACCCUCCCCGAGCCCGUUCCCAGCGAAGCCGCACAGGGCUCUGCCUUGGACCAGUCACCCAUUUCCAACCAUCUCCAGUCCUCCACGCCGCCUUCCGACUCUGACCUCGCUGAAUUGGGCGAGCCGUAGAGCAGAGGAAUGUCUUCCCCUAACCCCUGUUAUAUACUCGUUCUUCUUUACCCGUUGUCUUAUGAGCCCAAUGAGGUUGCUCUUGCCUCCAAGCACCAGUGCCCUGAAAUUCAACUUCUUUAGCCAUAUCCAAUGAUUCGCCAUAAUGUUUAACACACACCAAUCACUCAAGAAGUCUUCAUUAAUGCCACUGAUACCACCCAGGCAGCUGUAGGCUUGGUCACCCUGACGUGGCUGAGCGCGAGUCAAGCGAGCCAGAUGUCAGAUUUUUUCUAACAAACACAUUUAAUGCUUCUUGAAAGCAAACAGUUUUUUUUUUGUUUAGUGGCAGUUGUUUUUGUAAAUAAAUCCUUUUCAUUGUUUCCGUAGUUACGUUUUCUUCAAUCAGACUAGAUGGCCACGAGUUAUUGCAUUUUUGAAGUAGUUGCCUUGACACCACAGAGCCAGUGGAGAUUCAGUUCGGAUCAGUUUAUCUGUUAGUAUUUUGCAUGAGAGCUGAAGGCGUGAUAGAAAUAGGCUCGAUGAUUCAAACUGGAAGAGCACAGUAGAAGUAGAACAACGCUGGAGAGGCAGUCAAGUACUUUCACAAUAGAUCCCACGAACGUGUUUCUGUAGCCGGUCGGCCUGGUGUGUGGAUCAGAUUGUACUCCUUAUUUCCUCUCCAAACUGAAAAAAAAAAAAUGCAAAAUACGUACAAUCAUGAAGAUAAUACACCUCAGGUUUCCCCAAACUCUACCUGGUUCGCCAUCCAAAGGCAAGGAUGCUGUUGUACCCAAUCCUCCCUGCUCUAUUGCCAAACCUGCAUUUUAUACCUCCAGAGAUGUUAUAAUAAUAAUAAUAUUAAUAAUAAAAAGAAAACAUUAUAUAUAGUAAAGCAGUCUACUUAAACCUGGGAAUGUUUACACAUCUUAGACGUUUUAAAUGAAGCUGUAUGUGCAGUCGCAGUUUGAAGUAGGAAGUUUUAAGCUUGCAAAGCUGAAUUGGCCGGGUCAGUUACCGCGUCCUCAUCAUCUUACUGAAGCUGAUUCAGAGAUCAGUAUCAGCAGAACUACAUGGUAUUUACAAAGUCAGAUGUUGCCUGAAACUAUUGCUGGAUAUCUUGUGAUAUAAAUGUGAUCCACCUAAACGAAAUCAGUCAAAUUACUUAUGUCACAUGUUGGGAAUACGUAAUUAUGGGUGAGCUUUGAGCGACAGACCCUCGUGCACAGCGGAGAAGAUGAAAGGUCAGUGCUAAAUUUGAGAAGAAGGGCACAUGUGUCAAGCUGACUUGAGUAUGUGCUUCAUUAUGGUGCACAGUGGGUGAAGAUUUUAAUUUGUCAGCCCAGAUUGGUAAAGGAAAGCCAGUGCUUUUAGGAGAAUUGAAAACAUAAUUUGCAGAGAGCCGUGUUUAUUUUAGGCUUAUAUUAACGGAGAAACGAAAGAUGGAUUCAAUGUAUUCUCUAAUGGAGAACGACGUUUUCCAACCAAUAUUAUUCAAAGCAAGGGUUUUAUAUGCUGCAUGGGAUGUUCACAACUUGUUAUACAAAAUAUAUGAUGUGUAAUAUACUGUAUAUGGAUGGAUUGUUACAGUAUAUGAAACAAUGUAAUUAUGAAGAAAAAAGAACCCUAAAUGCUUCCAUUGGAAGUAUGAACUAAUUUUGUACAGUAGAAAAUCAGAUUUCGACUGAAAUGUAAGCAUGUCCAGAGUAUUUACUGUAGGCCUAUAAACCUUUUGAACUCAGUGCCUCUGCAUGCUGCAAUUUUAUCAUCAACUUCCUGUGUGUACAUUCAAAAUGUAUUAGUUCAGCUCAAAAAAAAAAGAUAAAUUUCACCACUUUUUUCUAAAAUGAUUUUUAGCACAAUGAGAACAGUUUAGUCCCACAUAAGAAAGCCUAGCUAUAAUAUCAAAUUUACACCUCUGGUGAAAGGUUUACGUGGACUCACUGUAGGCAUCAAUGUCUAACAUUUUGGAUUUUUAAUCACAUAUCCGAACUGCUUCAUUCAUAUAUAUAUAAAAUCUUCAAUGGCUGUCACAAACAAUAUUUGGAUGCACAAGUUUAAAUUAUUAAGCGAUUGAGAAGUUACACGUGCAGAAUUGGACAUACAGUACAUGCUGACGAAAUUUCACUAAUUAAGGCUACUUAAUGGAUAUUCUCUGGGCAGGAGAAGACCAACAUUUUUUAAUGAUAUAUUUUGAAUUAACAUGAAUCAUAUAAUCUCACACACAAACACAAAGAAAUCUUAGUAUGAACAAAUGAUAAUUACAGUUAUCCAUACUCUGAAAUGGAAAGUUCGGUUAAAAAAGGGUCUUGCUCAUCGUGGCAAUUUGCAGGGAAUCAAACCAGGUAACUGGCUGCAGGCUUCUCAGAACACAAGUGUGCUGCUCUAAUCACCUUUUUGACAAAUUGUGAUUUAGUCACAGAUAUUUUCCCUUAGAGAUCAGACAGUAGAGAAGUUAUCCCACUUCAGUCGAUUGCUACAAAACAUAUGAAUUCAAGGUAGAAUUUGCUUAGGGAAAUGCAUAUGAAAAAAAUAACAGCAGGGCUUUAUAAAUUCAAACUUGUGCAAUUCUUAUUUUAAAAAUCAUUGAAGUUGUUUGCUGUAACCUGGUAAAAAAGAGUCCUGAAUUUGUAUGACACUUAUGCCUACGAGGAGUCAGUGUAAAGGUCUCACCAGAAUGACAUUGUUACCUCUAUCCCCACAGUGGCUGCAAAGAUUUGCUUCCCCUCUAGUAGCUGAAGCUCUGGGUCUCUGUUUUUGUAUUACAUUCCCUCCACUGUAGCCUGGUUAUCCUUUACAGUUUGAAUAAAUCCCCACAUUACAAAUGUUUCCUUUUUGUUGUGGCGCUUGUGAACUAUCUUGGAUCCUCUUUCCUAAAAGCCCCCCCUCCUACUUCAGUUUUCUCCUGGGCUUUUGAGUUUAACCGUCCCAACAAAGUUCAAGUACUGCCACUGCAAACAAGACGCAGAGGGGUGUAACUCGAACCUUUGAAACUGUAAAACCAGAUUUUCAAGCGACGGGGCUAAAUCGCUGUGUUUUUCAUUCAGUUACUGACGCUGGUGUAGAUUCUCAAGUCACCCAGGUCAUGAUAAUCCUAAAUGCUUACAUUCAAGGCAACUGGACUUCUUCUGUUGUUUAUUGUCCCGUUGAGCUAAAUAGAGGGUAAGGCCAGUGUCCUAAUUGCCCCUUUAGUGACUUCAGUGGCACUAUUAGUGCUGCGACUACAACUUAUAGCCUGUUGCUUCCAACCAUGUUCAGAACUGAAGAGGCCUUUUGAAUGAGGUUAAACAUCUUCAAGAAACAAACAAAGGAGUCCAGUUACCUUUUACGUCGUCACUUAUGAUUCAAUUACUGACAUUACACCGAUGCAUUCUGCACUUUCCAGUCUUUGACACCUCAAUUGACAAUAAAGGAAUGUGUUUAUUACUGUGUUGUGGGUUUGGUGGUCCAAAAUCCCCUCAUGCAGCACAGUGACUUUGAAGAGACGGGCUUGAAGAGAAAAUAUUCAGUUGUCUUACCAUAUUAUAGCGUCGAUAAUUUGUAGAGAUUCUCAUUUAGAUUUAGAGAAAAUUUAAACUGUAGCUAUUUAUUUGUAACUGUAGCUUUUGUCUUUGCGUUUUCAAGAUGAAAAGAAAAAUUCUACAUACCAGUCAUUGGCUGUCUGUAUAUGUCUAUUUUAUAUAGAGUCUAGAUGCUUACUAGUCUGGUAUUGACCACCUCUCUUGUCAGGAACACAGCGAUCCAGGGACAUAUUUGAUCCACCGUGGGCUAUUAAAAUAAUGCAAAGUGUAUGUGGACCGUUAAUCUCUGCUCUGUUUAAAAGAGUAACCCGAUAGCUCUUGUAAAUACAGCUGUUAAUGAUUGAUAUUGUAGACUUCUUAUGUUGGGCCUGCUCUGAGUUUCAUUACUGGCGUGCCAUGAUUGUGCCGACGGACUGACAAUGGACGAGGUCGUUCUUUUUUUGUGUGGUGAGGGUUUGUGAUUCCUUCACAGACAUGAACUAAAUGGUUUCAUUUGAGUCGGGCUUAAUAUGUUUUUAUCUAUGACGUUUCUAUUGAACAUUUUGAUUUUAGUUGAGUUAAAAAUGUUUUUUUUCUUCUGUUUAAAUAUCAAGAUUGUAGUGGUGCAGUUUUUGCUCUCCAGUUGCUUCUAAUGAACCCCAUAGGGGUAUAUAAUUUUCUAAGUUGUAAAGCAAAGCGAUGCUUUGCAUUUUAGUGAUGUGGCUGCUUUGUCGUUUAGCCGCCUUGUUAAUUUUAAGGCGAAUUCUUUUUUUCUCUUUUCUUUUAAAUAGUAAACUUUGCUGUUAUUUGAUUUUGUGAACGCUGUAAUGCAUUUCAUUCCUCUUCACCUCCCGAUUCGGUUUGCAUUCAGACGAGCUGUCUCCUGCUAUCUGGAAUCUGUCUCAUGAACUUUGAACACGUCUGACUUAAAGCUCAUCUCAGUGUUGGCUGAUUAUUCAGGUGCACUUCGAGUCGAUCCUGCUUUGUGAAACAGACCCCAGAAGUGCCAUUCCUGUUUAGCUGCUGAAGGUUGCUCUUUGUUCUUCCACUCGGAAUAUUGUAUUGUACUUGGUAUAUUUUUACUGCCCUUUUGAGGUUUAUUUGGUUCUUUGUUGUAAUUAUUGUUUAACAGUUUUCUUAAACGGAUAAAUAAACUUUAUUAGCUAUUG